AUGGGACAGGCAUUUCUGGAAGAAAGCGCAGGCGGGAAAGCUGCAAUGACCCAGUCUGAAAACGAACUGUUUCAGGUGCGCCUGGAGAAGCUGGAGCGCAUAAGGCAGCGCGGCAUCGAGCCUUAUCCGCACAACUACGAACGCACGCAUACGAGCGCGCAGGCCGAAGAGUUGUUCGCGCAGGCUGAAGCGGAGCAACCCGAGAACGCGCGAACCGAAUCAGUAUCCGUCGCGGGACGCAUCGUCGCCUUUCGCGGCAUGGGGAGGGCAUCAUUCGCAGACCUGCUUGAUGGCGACGGACACGUUCAGGUCAUGUUCCGCCGCAACUCCCUCCCCGACACCUACGAAAUGCUGGACGACCUCGACAUCGGCGACUGGCUCGGCGUGAAGGGCCCUCUCUUCCGUACGCGCACAGGGCAGAUGACAGUGGAGGCGCAGGAGUUCACCCUGCUGUGCAAGUCGCUGCGAUCGCUGCCGGAGAAGUGGCACGGCUUGCAGGAUGUGGAAAUACGCUUCCGACAACGAUACCUUGACCUCAUCGCCAACCCGGAGGCGAGACGCGUCGCCGUUAUGCGCAGCCGCAUCGUCAGCGCCAUCCGCCGCUUCAUGGAUGGACGCGGCUUCAUCGAAGUGGAGACACCCACGCUAGUGCCAAUCGCCGCGGGAGGCAUGGCGCACCCCCGCCUCAUAGUCGGCGGCUUGGAGCGCGUCUAUGAGAUAGGCAAGAUAUUCCGCAACGAGGGGCUGGACCUGACGCACAAUCCUGAGUUCACCUCUAUGGAGAGCUACGAAGCCUUCGCCGACUACAACGACGUGAUGGAGAUGGUUGAGCAGAUGGUGUACGGCGUGGCGCAGGAGGUGCUGGGCACGGCAGUCGUCGAAUUCGACGGAGAGCUCAUUGACUUUACGCCGCCCUGGCCCCGCCUCAGCCUGCGGGAGCAAAUAGAGCACCACAGCGGCAUUGACUUCCUGGAGCACCCAGACAUAGAGUCGAUGAAGUCGGUUAUGGCGGAGAUCGGAAUAGACGUAAGCCACCAAAUGAGCUGGCCCGGCCUGAUGGACAAGCUUAUAUCUUCGCGCGUUGAGGAUACGCUGCGCCAGCCCUGCUUCCUUGUGGACUAUCCGGUGGGGAUGUCACCCCUUGCAAAGAAGAAGGCGGACAGCCCGCUACUGGUGGAGCGCUUCGAGGGUUUUGUCGCCGGCAUGGAGAUUUGCAACGCGUUCACAGAGCUGAACGAUCCCGUUGACCAGCGCCAGAGGUUCGAAGAGCAGGAGACUCUGCGUACGCAGUUCGCGGGCGAGGAGACGGACAGGCUUGACGAAGACUUUCUGGUCGCCAUCGAGCACGGAAUGCCCCCCACGGGCGGACUCGGCAUCGGCAUAGACCGCCUUACCAUGCUAUUAUCCGGCCACAAGACGAUCCGAGAGGUGGUGCUGUUUCCGCAGAUGCGAUGA
Messenger RNA from Geodia barretti, 1455 nucleotides. NCBI's taxonomy places the organism in Eukaryota, Metazoa, Porifera, Demospongiae, Tetractinellida, Geodiidae. The record is from the annotation of a GenBank genome assembly.